This is a messenger RNA of Petromyzon marinus (sea lamprey), 3239 nucleotides long. RefSeq lists its product as uncharacterized. Gene Ontology annotation, cellular component: nucleus. Lineage: Eukaryota; Metazoa; Chordata; Hyperoartia; Petromyzontiformes; Petromyzontidae. The record is from RefSeq and is a predicted model, not a curated record. Gene Ontology annotation, biological process: regulation of gene expression.
AUCGCGGUGACGUCAUUUAUGGACGGCCCCCUAAACAUCGCAGCGGGUCAAAUCGCCGCGGACUCCUCCUAAUCCACGGCCCUCAACGAGGGCGCCCCGCUCGAUCGUCGGCCCUCCUGCCAGAAUGCGGCAUUCAGUUAAGCGAAUUAAAAAGGGUGUCAUUGUUAAAACAAUAACAACGACAACGACGACAUUCACGCGCUUAAACAACAACGACAACAACAACAGUAUCGACAUCAUCGCCAUUCACCGGCGCUAACGACUCCCACGGGAGGAUGGCGUGCGUAGUGGCCGCCCCAGUGCUGGAAUCAAGUGGGGACUUCCCAGCGUGGUUGGAGGCGCAGGGCGUGAACGCGGAGGUGGCCCGGGCCAUGGACUCCGAGCUGGGAAUCCGGGACUACGGGGUCCUGCGCGCCUGCGUCGGGGACGGCCUCGUGCGGGCCGAGCUGCUGGCCACGGCGCGCGACCGCCUGCCCUUCGGCUUCUAUGCCACGCUGCGGCAGGUGGUGAAGGCCCUGCAGGGCGCCGAGCCCCAUGACAAGACUCCGCGCUGGGAUGCUGCCGCCACUGCCAUCUCUUCUGAUGAUGUGACGCUGAGAGACCUGGUGGACGUGCUGCUCGCACUGUUCAAUGGUUUGGGCCGGGAGUUGUUGGUUUGUGCGCAGAGGCUGGGUGCUGUGGAUGGUGGGAAUAUUACGGCGACCUCCCAUUCGACUACGGAUGAUGCCAGUCCCAACGACCUGAUGGAUGACAUGAAUCACCAUGUGGAAUAUGAAGAGGCGGAGGAGACCUCAACUCGCGUUGUGGAGGAUUCCAGCACGAACCUAGCAAUGCAGCAGAUAAAAACAGAGCCGUUUGGAGACAAGGCGGAACAGACCCCAGCCCACACGUUGGACAACUCAAGUCCCGAUCAGACCAUUGACAGAAUCAAGACAGAAACACGUAGAGAUGAACGUCCCGUCGAAGCACGUCCGGGCAACUUCGCCGAAGGCGUGAACUCUGUGCGUGAUGACACCACCGAUGUCGCGACGACAUCUGUGGGCGCCGUCGCCAGAAGCCACUCUCCGGGACCGGCAGCAGUAGUGCCGUUGCACGCCGAGCAGCCAUCGGCGAUCAGGCCCGGCGAUCGGGAGGCGAGCUGCUGCAGGCUGUGCGGGCUUACCUUCGCACGGCCGUGCGGCCUGACACGGCACCAGUGCCCCCACGAGAGGCCGCAUCGCUGUGACGUUUGCGAGCUGCGCUUCUCGCAGCACGCCCACCUCGAGAGCCACAGGCGCACGCACACGGGCGACAAGCCAUUUGGCUGCGACGCCUGCGGCAAGCGUUUUUCGCACAGCACCAAUCUGAAGAUCCACAAGAGGACGCACACGGGCGAGAGGCCCUACAUAUGCAAUGUGUGCGGGCAGAGUUUCACGAAGAGCAGCACCCUCAAGAACCACCUGCACACGCACACUGGCGAGAAGCCCUAUGCCUGCGCCGUGUGCAAAAAGGCGUUCUCGCAGAGCGCCACGCUCAAGACGCACAUGCACACGCACACGGGCGAGAAGCCGUUCCGCUGCGAGAUCUGCAACCGGGGCUUCACGCAGAAUGCCACACUCAAGACGCACCUACACGUGCACACGGGCGAGAAGCCGUUCCGGUGCAAGAUCUGCAACCGGGGUUUCACGCAAAGCUCCAAGCUGAAGGUUCACCUGCGCCUGCACACGGGCGAGAAGCCCUACCGAUGCAAGAUCUGCAACCAGGCCUUCACGCAGAGCUUCAACCUGAAGAUCCACCUGCACACGCACACGGGAGAGAAGCCAUAUCGCUGCAGCGUGUGCGACAAAGCUUUCUCGCAGAGCUCUACGCUGAAGACUCACCUGCGCCGGCAUGCGGGAAAGAGCCCCUACCAGUGCGGCGUGUGCGACCGGGAGUUCUUGCUCAAGGCCCACCUGAGUGCCCACCAGCAGAGUGCGCAUGCGCGCGAGGGGGAAGUCCUGACGGUGCAGCCGAUGUGACGGCACCCAGUGACGGACGGGCAUGCCGUUUGUGGCUGCACGUGGUAGAAGGGGGAUCUUCGUGUUGUGCUCCCACCAGCAUUCCUUGGCCGUCGUCUCCCUACGCCAGACUAUUGACUGGUCCCUGAACAGAUCUCGCCUUGACGGGCAUCGUUAAUCAAACGAGAAUCAAGGGUUUAGCUCGAGCGAUGUGUUUUCGGAUUGUAUCGACAGGAGCUCUUCAGGUCAGUUCCUGAGAAAUUUCCCAUCGUAAGUAGAGGACUACCUGUAUUUAAGAGUGGGUUAGUGCUUCGAGGGUUGUUCACCAUGCAAAACUGCAGAGUCACGUUGUCUUCAGCAGAGGGCGCUACAGAAUAAGUAAUAUUUAAAAAAAAACUUUUUAAAAACACGCUUUAAUGAAAUGUACCGUACUAGUAAUGGAAGAAAUCCACGACUCCAAGAAGUGGCCCCGAAGUUUGCCAUAACGUAAGGAGACUGUGGUGAUUUACAGCCAACGUCAGUUUCGCGUGGAUAAUUAGACCCAACCGAAACAUAACAUCUAAAAAAUAAUGUUUAGAAAUGUUUUUACAUUUUUUUAAUGAUAGAAUAUAGUAUUGUCAGCAGUAUGACAUAAGUAUACCAAGUUUGCGGUCGAUACCACAUUGGGAAGUGGGUUAAAAUUGAGUUACAAGAUUUGAGGAUACACCGACAACAACACACAGUUAAAUUAAAAAGCGUGUAAUAAUAAUACAAAUGCACUCUGCUCCCUCGUAUACUGUAUGCGCCUCGCCUUCACCAAAAGCAAAUUCACCAGUAUGGUCAAGUAUCGUGGAAAACCCCCCCAUAGCCCACACGGCACAGAGUGGCCCUCAUCCAGCAGUGGAUUGACAAAAGGGCUGGAUAGGUAACGGGGACAAUCUGUCCAUCGGACAAUCUGGGAUCACAAAUUGGUGCUUAUUUGAUUAACCUUUCAACUCUUUGGAGGGAAUGGUGGUUUGAGCUGAUUCAAAUUGUGAUUUUAACUCACGAUUUUCCGAUUGCCAAUCAUGCGCAUUAACCACAGCACUUCCUCGCUCGGUAAAUGUGGAAUAUUUAACUUACAAAUACAAAAAUCAGUGUUACAAUGUAUUGUAUCUGUACCCAUGUAUUAAAUCCGGGCAUGCUUGCUAAAUUUUAUUAUUUUUAUUUUGGGGCCGUCCAUAAAUGACGUCACGCGAUUUUUGACGAUUUUUGACCCCCCCCCCCCAUCGUCACACGGCGUCG